Phytophthora infestans T30-4 is the source of this 1005-nucleotide messenger RNA. RefSeq names its product Annexin (Annexin) Family. Lineage: Eukaryota; Oomycota; Peronosporomycetes; Peronosporales; Peronosporaceae. The transcript is spliced from 3 exons. The record is from RefSeq and is a predicted model, not a curated record. Gene Ontology annotation, cellular component: cytoplasm. Bases 1 to 1005 code for a protein of 334 amino acids. Gene Ontology annotation, molecular function: calcium ion binding; calcium-dependent phospholipid binding.
AUGCUGGGACUCUACCCGUCGUCCGCGUUCGACGCCUACAAGAAGGACAAGACCCGCUUCUCCGCUUCCAUCGAUGCUGUCGUCGAGCAGAUCCACACUGCCUGUGAUGGCGUCGGAACGGACGACAAGGCCCUCGUGCAACUCAUCGGCCCGCUGUCGCCGAAUGACCGUGCGUUGGUAUCGCUUCGCUACAAGGAGCUUCACGGCCAGACGCUGCGCGAGCUCGUCAAGAGCGAGACGUCGGGUAACUUCGGUUACCUGCUGCAGCUCAUCAGCUUCCCGUUGCCUCAGGCCGAAGCCUACAUUCUCUUCCACGCCAUGAAGGGAGUUGGCACGUCGGACCACCUCCUUUACUCAGUCCUUAUGGGUCGCAGCAAUGAGGAGAUUGGAUUACUUAAAAAGGCAUACUUCGAGAUGUACGACCAAGAUCUCUCCGUCGCUAUCAGCGAGGAGAUCAGUGGCGAUUUCCUUGCUGUCAUCAUGAAGGCUCUUCAGGAGCCUAUGGUUGAGUACAAGCCUUCGUUCCACACCAAGGAGAAGGCGGCCGAGGAUGCCGAGCUUAUCUACAAGGCCGGCGAGGGCAAGUGGGGCACUGACGAGAAUGGAUUCAUCAAGGUGCUGCUAUCGAGCCCACCUGAGCACGUGCGCAACAUGAACGCGGCGUACGAGGCUAAGCACGAGCACGACUUGGUCUACGCCAUCGAGAACGAGUUCAGCGGGAGUGACAGCGCUGCUCUCGUCUACUUCGCCCGCAUCAGCCUAAAUGCGUAUCCGUUCCUUGCCGAACACAUCGAAGGGACCAUGGCCGGCAUUGGCACAGACUCGACGGCUCUCAGCGCUGCCAUUGUGCGCUAUCACUCGUAUCUGAGCAACAUUAUGCCUGUCUAUGAGAAGAAGUACGGCAAGACGCUUCAAGACCGCAUUAAGGAAGAAGCUAGUGGCGAGUACUUGGAGCUGCUGUUGCAGCUGCUCGAAACUCCGCGUCCCAUCGGCAGCUUCGCGUAA